Messenger RNA from Pangasianodon hypophthalmus (striped catfish), 3076 nucleotides. RefSeq lists its product as uncharacterized. Lineage: Eukaryota; Metazoa; Chordata; Actinopteri; Siluriformes; Pangasiidae. The record is from RefSeq and is a predicted model, not a curated record. The coding region runs from base 329 to 1264 and encodes 311 amino acids. The transcript is spliced from 3 exons.
GACAGUCAGUUUCUUGGCAGUUCUCCAGUUCAUUCCACUACCUGCAUGCCAGCACAGAGCCUUGAUUAAAGUCCUCCUUGUAAGCUUAGAUGAGUCAAGUCAUUCCGUGCCAGAGGCUUGAAAGAACAUGACAACUGCCUUCAGGUAUGUAGGUGGGGGUUUGCCCAUUUUUGGCUUUGUAGGUGAGUAUCUAUCUCUCCUCCUGCCAUCUGUUAAAAGAUGAUUGGCUGACAAUCGAUAUAAAACGAAUAGGCUUUAUUUUCUCCACGGCAGCCGCCAGCACAAAAUAAGAGAGGAGGAAGUGGUUUGCUGGAGGAACACAUACACUAUGUUGCUGGAAUAUUUUAAAUAUAUAUUUUAUCAAUUAUUUCAUUUCAUACCUUUUUUUCAGUUUGCAUCUUUAAUAUAUAUUUCGAAAUUAAGGUCUACCCAACUCUAUAUUAAACAUUUUUAUUUGGAUGCACAUAAUUAUUUAUUUAAUAUUAAAUCAGAUCCACCUUGGCGUACAGAGGAUAUAAUGCAGAAAUGUUUAGAUAGACUAGAAUCUACGAACGGCCCUGUAGUUUACAAAAGUGGAGAAAUUCAAGAACACGGUCCCAGCAUGGGGCUGGUGUUUCCAAAGCAAAGACCAUGCAAACUAAUCAUUAAUACAGAUACAGGAAAGUUUAUUCCAAAUGGACUUGGCUGUUAUUAUGGUUAUGGUCAUGUCUUGACUGCCUUACAUGUUAUUAAGGACACAGGUCUAGAGAAGUGUGAAAUACUCAUUGCUUUCACUACUGGAGAAAUUAUGUUGGUCUAUAAGGCUGUCUUUACGAAAUCUUGUAACAGUGACACAGACAGAGAUCUGGCUUUUAUUAAAUUACUUGGCGAUACUAGUCCGCUUGGCGAUGGUUUACAGAAUCAGAUUGGUAAAGUCAAUGAAACUGAAAGUGUAUAUUUUUACUCCUCAGGCCCCGAUGGGAAUUUUCUGAAGCAAGAGGGUAAAAUCUGUCGUCCAAAUUUAAACAUGAAGGCACAAAUGUGUACUGAGGAAUUUAUAAUAUCUGUAGCAGGUAAACCUGGAGACAGUGGCUCACCUGUUUACAAUACUAAGGGUGAACUGAUUGGCAUAUAUCGAGGCAUCUUUACACACCCUGAAUGUGAAUAUGGUCGCUGUACUAAAAUUUCUCCACAGUUUUUACCCUGGAUCCAAACAAGUUAUUGUAGUUUUACCUUUUGUAAUGCAACCUCUGACUUACAAAAAACUGACUCCUGCUUGGUUUGACAUUAAUUGAUUUUAGUCUAUCUAAUAUAUUUAAUAUUUAAAUGUAUUAACCUUUAAAUAGUUUUUUAACUUUUAAAUUAAUAAAUCAUGGAUAAAUCUUAGGUCGCAUGUAACUGUUGUUCCCAAAAUUUUGAGCAAAUGGGCCCAGGCACCCCUGAAUAUGGCCACUUUUUAAAAAAUUCUCCACAGUUUAGACCAGCGUCUUAACAAAAUAGUCACACGUUACAGAUUUCUUUCAUGGUAGGUCCUGUAGGACCACAAAAAAUAUUUUUUUCUAUCUUUCUUCAUUUUUUAAUCUUAUGGCAAACUGUUUGUCUCCCUUUCUGUCUUAAGUUACCAAGCCUGAGUAUUGUGUACGUGUGUGUGUGUGAGUGAGUCAAAGUGUGCCACUGUUAUUUUCUGUUUUCUCCGUUUUUUUCUGUUUCAUUUUUGUUUUCUGCCAGACUGAGAAAUAAAAGCUAACAUACAAGCACAACCUGAGUUCUCUGAGUCUCACCUACUGACAGUUUACCACACUGGUGCCAAAACCUGAGAGAUGAGUGCACAACGAAAGCCAUGUGAACGAAUCCCCUGAUGCAGAUCAUCCAGCCUCUAGCCAGCCUCUAGCCAUCCUCUUGCCAGCCUCUAGGAUGCAAGAACAGCAGCAUCAGGGUCUCAUGGGUCAUGGUGUACCUGGAGAUGUUCGAGAUUAACGCCUCAGCAUGUGGCUGGCCAAGAUUGGGGACUGUGCAUUCAAGUCCACCUGAACAGAGGCAUGGCUGCUUUGCAGUGGCUCACUUUGGUUCACACAUCGUUCACACACACACACACACACACACAGAACACUCAGGCUUGGCUCACUAAGAGAGAAAGAGGGACUGCACAGCUUGUUAAAGGGAGAGUUCUCCUUUAUUCACAUUUGACCUUUUCUAAGCACUUAGGGUGAUUUCUAGGCACCUCAGACAGUUUUUAUAUCAAUUGCUUAAACAAUUUGUUAAUCUUCUCAUGCAUAAAUUAUUUAUAGGAAUAUCCAGAUUCAUUUAUGUUUUCUCUUUUUUACAUGUAUGCCUGAAAUGAAAAAAAAAAAUUGUCGAAAAUUUUUAGCAUUUAAGUCUUAAAAUAUGUAAUGUAAAAGACCAAAAAUUUUUUUUAGAAAAUAUAAUUUCUGAACAUACAAAAAAGUUCUUCUCAAAAAUAACACUAAUUAAAAAAUUUUUUUUUUUAAAUUUGCUUUUAAAAACCCAAGGUUAUCAGUGAGGUCUAAUUAAAAUUUAAUUUAAACUAAUUAAAAUAAAGAUAUAGACAACUCAGGUAGCAUACUUAGAGUCAUAAAUUCAUCUUAUUAUAAUAUAUUUUGCAAAAGAAAAAAAAACUGAAACUGUAUGUUUUGACCUAAAAUCUGACUGAGGUGACUAGAAAUUGCCAAAUAAAUAUUUAGAACUGCUCAAAUGUGAAAUAAGGUGAACUUCCCCUUUAUUAUAUAACCAAAAAGUAAACAACAGGCAUGUCUGUUAUUUGCAUCAAGUAAUUGGAUUAUUAUUAUUAUUAUUAUUAUUAUUAUUAUUAUUAUUAUCCUCUGGUAACCACUUCCUCCUCCAUCUUACCUGAUGGCUGCCCAGGGUGAGGUGCCCAAAAUAAGAUACACUAAAGAUGGGUUCCCUUUUGAGUCUGGUUCCUCUCAAGGUUUCUUCCUCAUGUCAUCUCAGGGAGUUUUUCCUUGCCACCGUGGCCUCUGGCUUGCUCACUAGGGAUCUAAAUCUACAUCCAGAAUUCUGUAACAAAAUAUCCAUUGAAACAGAAGAAUGUACGAAUAAAAUUAAACUUUGAAAUGAA